AUGGAUCUAGACAGCAUUGAAGCUCUAAACGAAGUCCACGCCUCAGUCUACAGAUCCUCUCUCAAACUGCAGUCUAUCCAGAGGCUCACGCACCUCCAUGUGGUGUUGGUGCGUCACGUGACCACGGCCCUGCGCUCGGUGGGCGGAGUUAGCGACGUCAGCAGACCAGAAGUGGUUCAGCUCUUAAACAGGAUGUUCGUCAGCGUGUCCCAGGAAAUACCUGGUCACGUGACUCUAGAAGCGCCAGAGGAGACGAGUAGUGCCAUUUUUACGCUUUUCGACAAAGGAGGAAGUGUGGACGUGGAUUCUUUGCAGACGUUUUUGGUCGCAUUAUGUGCUGAUUCGCUCAAAGAGAAGUAUUUGGCGUUGGUCUCGCUAGCGGCCUCUGGUACAUCUCCUAUUCCUGGUUCAGUCAAUCGAUCUUCUCUUCGGACCUUGCUCCACAACCUCAGUGUGAUACCCAAGCUAGUACAAGAAGACGCUGUGUUUGGUUCUGUUGAGGUGGCAGUCAAGUCCUGUUUUAAAAGCGUUCUGUCACCGUCUGUUUCUCGCGAUCACGUCAUCUCGUGGCUUCACAGUGAACCUCGUCUGUUGCUAUGGUUACCCACGAUGUACCGGCUAAGCGUCAGUCAAAAUAUCUCUCAUAACGUGCGAUGCCACUGCUGCAAGUCCCGCCCCUUCACUGGCCUGAGGUUCCGCUGUGAGAAGUGUGUUAACGUCCAUCUUUGUCAGACGUGUUUUUUCACAAACCGUCGGACCAGGAAGCACAAACAGCACCAUCCAAUGAUUGAGUUCUGUAUGCCGCCCACUUUUAAAGAAUCUGUAUCGUCAUUGGUCCAGAAUGCACGCCACGCCCUGAGACUGAAGCAAAGCGGGAGGCAGAGACAAGUGUCAAUGGGUGCUCCGCAAAACCCUCAACCGCCAAGAGAAGACAGCUUAGAUUUAUCCCAUGAUGCACCAGUGUCACCAUCCCAGCCAACCGACCAAUCACCAACUCCGGAGCGAUCAGACUCCGCCCAGCAAACAGACUGGGACAUUGACCAAUCAGAAAGAGACGCUCUGAAGGAGGAACUGCGAACUUUGCAACAAGACAAAUGCGUAUUAGAGGAACAACUUGAGGCGCUGAGGCAAACCGUCCAAUCAGAGCACAGCGUUUUGGAAGACAAGUAUUCUCAGGUGGAGGUUACCGUGGAAACGCUCAAACGGCAUCACUCCAUGUUGGAAACCUUUGUAACGCAGGCCUUGGAGAAAAUCGAAAGUCAUCGCAAUACUGAAACAACAGAGGACGAACCAGAACAAUCAGAGCUGCAGGAAGAAGAAGUAGAAGCAGAGGAUUGUGGGUCAUGUAGUUCAAGUCCAGAAGAGCUGUUGUUAGAUGCUGUGCAGAGACUGAAGUUGGCUUUGGAAAGAGACACUUGGACCAGAACUGACCAGAGCUCUGAUAAGAAGUGGGAAGAGCUUUUGGAGGCAGCCGACGAAGUGGGAGACGAGAUCUAUCAGCUGGGUCAAGAGCCACAGGAGACCCAACUGGUGUCUCCCAACAUCCAGGAGCCCUCAAAUCCAGAGGAGAAAGGUGCAGGUGGUCCAGGUAUUUCUGCCCCUGGAGUAGAGCGCUCUGGUCAGGGUGUAAGGGACAAACUUGCAGAUCAGGUCCAAAUAACCAAUUCUUUGGACCUCAAGCUUAGAUCUCAGGAGAGAAUCAACCAAGAAAAAGACUUGGAGUUGAAAAAACACAAUGAUUCUCUCCAGAAGAAAGACAAAGAACUGCAAGACCAGAUUAAUGCACAUAAGGAGUUCUGGUACCUGUACAACUCUACAGUACAGCUAAAUGUGCAGCUGAAGCAAGAACUUCAAAAAAGUCAGGAGUAG
This is a messenger RNA of Boleophthalmus pectinirostris (great blue-spotted mudskipper), 1869 nucleotides long. It is a transcript of the gene dytn, whose product is annotated as dystrotelin. Gene Ontology annotation, cellular component: plasma membrane. The record is from RefSeq and is a predicted model, not a curated record. The transcript has 3 exons. Gene Ontology annotation, molecular function: zinc ion binding. Bases 1 to 1869 code for a protein of 622 amino acids. Gene Ontology annotation, biological process: synaptic signaling. Lineage: Eukaryota; Metazoa; Chordata; Actinopteri; Gobiiformes; Gobiidae.